GAUGGAGAGAAGACUUGUGUAAGUUGAACUCUGAUAAUUACAAAAGUACAAAAUGACUGAAAUGAUGACGAAGAGGCCGUUAAGCAGCGACAUCCUUAUUUAUUUAUAAGCCUGAGUCUGUUUUUGAGGCCGAAUUUAAGCCUGGAAAAUAAUUAAUUCGGAGCACGUGUUCAGAUACACCUCUAAGGGCCAAAAAUGGUGAGAAGUGUACUUUUUUCGCGAUUUACCGACAAAUUUUUUGCUGGUUUCAAAAACAGGAGUUGCUUAGCAGAGUUCAGACAAUUUACAAGUACUACCUUUCCUGAGCUGGCAGAGUUUGGAAAUAUCUCCAGCCAUGAAGAUCUUCAUAAAUUUAGUAUACAACGUCCAGACAAAUUCUGGAGUGUUCUUGCAAGGUCUAGGCUAAAAUGGGAAACAGAUUUCCACACUCCGAUGGACUGCGAUUUUAGAACAGGAAAAUUCAAUUGGUUUCUUGGCGGGAAAUUAAACAUUUCAGUAAACUGUGUGGAUAGAUGGGCUGAGGUUGACCCUGAGAGGAUAGCUCUGGUUUGGGAGAAGGAUGAACAGGGUGAGGUGGAGAAUGUUUCCUAUUCUCAGCUCCAGGAUAUGGUGGGACGGAUUGCAAACACGCUCAAACAGGCUGGUGUUGGAGUUGGGGAUGUAGUUGCUCUUUAUAUGCCAAUAUCUCCUGUAGCAGUAGCUAGUAUGCUAGCUACUGCUAGAAUAGGUGCUGUACAUACGGUAGUUUUUGCAGGUUUCUCAGCAGAAGCUUUAGCAGCCAGGGUUGAAGAUUCAGGGGCCAAGGUUCUAAUUACAGCUGACGAAUCAGUUAGAGGAGGACGGAGAACUCCCCUGAAAAGAACUGUUGAUACUGCUCUGGAGAAAUGUGAGACUGUAAAGACUGUUUUAGUAAUGAGAAGAACAGGAGCAGAGAUUAAAAUGAAACCAAACAGGGAUGAAUGGUUGGAUGAAUGUAUGCUCCGUAGCUCUCCUAUCUGUGCUCCUAAAUCUAUGAACUCAGAAGAUCCUCUUUUCCUUCUGUACACUAGUGGGAGCACUGGAAAACCUAAGGGUGUCUCCCAUAGUUCUGCUGGGUAUCUACUGUACGCUAUGGUUACCAUGAAACAUGCAUUUGAUUAUAAACAGGGUGAAUUGUUUGGUUGUGUAGCUGAUAUAGGCUGGAUAACUGGCCAUAGUUAUGUUGUCUAUGGACCCUUAGCCAACGGAGGAACCUCUCUACUUUUUGAAUCUACUCCUGUUUAUCCGGAUCCAGGAAGAUAUUGGGAGAUGGUGGAAAGAUUAAAAAUAAAUCAUUUCUACGGUGCUCCAACUGCUCUUAGAUUACUCAUUGGGUAUGGAGACGAGUAUGUUACAAAGUAUGACAGAUCUUCAAUUCGGAAACUAGGAUCAGUCGGAGAACCCUUAAAUCAGGAAGCAUGGCAUUGGUUUCAUUCAGUUGUUGGUGAGAAACGUUGUGAUAUUGUGGACACUUGGUGGCAGACUGAAACAGGAGGUGUGGCUAUAUCUCCCCGCCCAUCUGCUCCCAACGCCCCAUUGUCUCCGGGUAAGCCCCAGAGACCAAUGUUUGGAAUGAACCCUGUGCUCCUGGAUGAAAAGGGAGAGGAGGUUCAGGGUUUAGGUGUAUCCGGGUCCCUCUGUCUAGCUACUCCCUGGCCAGGGAUUGCCAGAACUCUACACGGAGAUCAUCAGAGGUUUGUUCAAACAUACUUCUCCGCCUACCCUGGAUACUACUUCACUGGAGACGGAGCUUUCAG
Molecule: messenger RNA, 1775 nt
Organism: Eurytemora carolleeae
Lineage: Eukaryota; Metazoa; Arthropoda; Copepoda; Calanoida; Temoridae
Product: acetyl-coenzyme A synthetase 2-like, mitochondrial
Cellular component (GO): mitochondrion
Molecular function (GO): AMP binding; acetyl-CoA synthetase activity
Source: RefSeq, a predicted model, not a curated record